GUCCUCGCCGCAAUCAUUUCUAGUAAUCCAUACACAAACAGGAGGAUGGUGUAGUCAAAUUGCUGCGAUAUUUAUCCCGAUUCUGAGCUCUCAGAAGCUUUCCUUUCAUUUUCGUUGAUCCCUGCCAAUAACCAAAUAUACAAAGAUGGCAGCGGUUACACCGAAAACGAUUGUGAUUACGACUUUGCCACGAAAAUCGACCAUAGGAACGCAACAACAUCAAAUGUCUGCCAUCACAAGACCCAUGGCAGCUGUUCUCGGCUCGCCAGACAUGACUGCCGAUGGACAACCUCGAAAACGUCGGCGGUUGACACAUCUCAGUCCAGAAGAGCGGAUGCUAAGAAGAAAACUGAAGAAUAGAGUUGCUGCCCAGACUGCCCGUGACCGGAAAAAGGCCAAGAUGUCUGAAUUAGAAGAAGUGGUUGCAGAGCUAGAGGAAGAAAACAAAAAGCUGGCAGAAGAGAAUGCCAAACUUUUGAGACGAACAGGAGCCCUUACAACAGAAAACAUGACAUUACGAGAUCGGCUUGGGCAACAGCCCUUGGUUAAGAAAGAGCACACACCCCGCGAGUCUGCUGUACUCAAUGUUUCUCUGCCGCAGGAACAGGUGUUUGCUCUUUCUCAACUAAUGGCACAUUGCAGGGCAAUUCUACUGACGCUGAGUCUGACAUACUGCUUGGUUUACUCGAAGAAAUCAGCGCAAACACUGACGCAGUCAUUAGUAGUCGAGGAAUAUCUACACAAGGAGCCCAGCAGCCCAUUACAACACACAGCGCCUCCUCACAAAUGGUGGGGGGCACCAAAAGAAUUGGAAUCCGUCAAUGAACUGAUUAAGUUUGAUCAUGUCUACUUCAAAUCUGAACCAGCAACGUUAAACGCAAUGACACAAAUGCCAAUUGCCAUGGAAACCCAGUCUGUUGAUGGAGUUGUCCCUGUCGUGCAAAACAGUGGAAACAAACAAGAAUAUAAUAAUGACUCUCAUAUGCCAGAGAAUGUUAUCAGCAUCAAGGACUUUGAGUCAUUGGAAAGUUUACUCUCAGAGGAUUGGAUUUCUAUGGUAACAGACAAUUGUGACACGAUUUCCAAGGACAAAUUAUCAGGAGCUAGUGCUGCCUUACACCAGCCCUUAGAUUGUACCAAGGUGCAGUCACAGGCAAGAAGUGGCUCACAUGCCAUUAAUAUGCAUCAGGACACAACGAAACUGGCCCCGGUUGGCACCAUGGACAAUAUGUGUGCAGGAUCGCUGAGUGACUCUGGUUUAAGUGACUACAGCUACAGUGAUGUUGGGUCACCUAAUAGUGUUGGUUCGUCUAUGUUGAGUGAUGAUGCAUGGGAGGAGUCAUUUGGUGAAUUGUUCCCAUGUUUAUUGUAAAUUAAAUGUAACGUUUUAACUCUGCUGUUCACCGGGGUAAAGUGGCGAAAUGAACACAAUCUCACCACUUUUAAAAGUAGUGGUGACUUGGGUCAAAUUUCAUUUUGAUGAGGAUGGUGUCUUUUACACAAUAUUGUAAUCUUUGUGAACAGCAGAGGUUUAAAAAAAUUUAGAAGUGUAAAUAGUAUAUUUAUUUUUUUGUCAAAAAGUUGUGGUCUAUGUGGGAAUAUAUUGCAUCAGUUUAACACAAGCAGGUCUAUUAUCAAGAAUGUCGUAAGGAACAGAUUGUUACUUGUACCACUGUGGAGUUGCCAGUAAUAUCUUGAAGACUAAAGUACAUUUUGGAUCAUAUUACUCAUUAGACAGUCAAAAACACAUUUGGUGAUUGUAGGUCUAACUUUUCUUCCUUCCGAUACCAUGGAUAUUAAAGGAAAAGUGCAGAUUGCACUAUACAUCAUGUUGUGCAGUAAUCAUUCUGAUCAAUUUAGAUAUCAUCUUCGGAUGUCAGAAUGCCAUCCGUGCAUCUCCUCAUCUUGUGGUGUAUUAAGGGAGGAAAAGAAGUCUAAUAAUGAAAGGAUUCGUCAAUUUACCAUUUCUCCAGUCUGCUGUUGGUGUUGGUGCAGGAUGUCAGUUUUCAACACGGUGUUUGUGACUCUGUUAUCUUGUUAAAAGUAUUGCUGUUAUAGUUUCAGAACUUAUUGUCUCAAUGCAUGGACUGACCCUCCGGUUGAGUUGGCCUAUAUUUACACAUUUACAAAUGGACUGAAAGUGCAAUGAGAAAUUGAUUGACCGCUAUUCUUUUACAGGUAUUUUGAGACCAUGUAAGUAGGUGUCAUUUGUGGGAAUUACCAAACUUUACAAAUUUGCAGAAACUGACCUAGGACUAUUCCUAUUAUCAGUGGUGUACAUAUCUAAUUUGUCCUUGGAAAUAAAAAGCAUUUAGUUGCUAGUUCAUACCA
This is a messenger RNA of Lineus longissimus, 2331 nucleotides long. Its product is annotated as X-box-binding protein 1-like. The record is from RefSeq and is a predicted model, not a curated record. Gene Ontology annotation, biological process: regulation of DNA-templated transcription. Gene Ontology annotation, cellular component: nucleus. Gene Ontology annotation, molecular function: RNA polymerase II transcription regulatory region sequence-specific DNA binding; DNA-binding transcription factor activity, RNA polymerase II-specific. NCBI's taxonomy places the organism in Eukaryota, Metazoa, Nemertea, Pilidiophora, Heteronemertea, Lineidae.